Molecule: messenger RNA, 1132 nt
Organism: Ostrinia furnacalis (Asian corn borer)
Lineage: Eukaryota; Metazoa; Arthropoda; Insecta; Lepidoptera; Crambidae
Gene: Osi9
Product: osiris 9
Exons: 3
Coding region: 47-769 (240 amino acids)
Cellular component (GO): membrane
Source: RefSeq, a predicted model, not a curated record
CGCUACAUUUUGUGCUAAGCUUUCCGUAGGGGUAGUUCUACCAGUCAUGAGGCGUUACGUGUUUGCCCUACUUUUAGUCGCGUCGGCGCGGGCGAUGCCUGCGGUCGAGAGCGAGAAUGAUCCAGGCCUCAUGGGACGCGUUUUGGGAGCAGUGAAGGAGUGUGUUGACGGAGAUGUUACCUUGUGUUUGAAGGAGAAAGCGUUGAAGUUCACGGAGAGUUUUACUGCGCGGGAGAUGAGUUUGGCUGAUGGGGUGACCUUGCUGGGAACUGGGUCUCCGAGGUCUGCUAGGGCUCUGGAGCCAUUGUCUGAGGAGCCUAAGGCCAGGGAAGCCCAGGUGGAGUCCAGGCUGGUCGACUCCGCAGCUGACUUCCUGGAGAACCAUGUCAUCCAGUUCAAACUGCCCACAUCAGCCGUCGAGGGAAUGAAGAGGUCACUUGAAGAAGCUCGUGGCAAGAAAAAGAAGAUCAAGCAGCUCAUCCCUCUCUUCGCUUUGGCCAAGUUGAAGAUCACCGCUCUCAUUCCUUUGUUCCUUGGCAUCAUCGCCUUCGCCGCCACCAAAGCCCUGCUCUUGGCCAAGGUCUCCCUCCUUGUUGCCGGUAUCAUUGCCCUCAAGAAACUCUUGGCCAGCAAACACCAUGAAACCAGCUAUGAAGUUGUCGCUCAUCCACACCACGAAGAACACUUCGCUAGCAGUGGCCAUGGGUGGGGCAGAUCAAUCGAUGACGCCCAAAACCUAGCGUACGCUGGCCAUAUCAAAUCUGAUUAAGCUUUUGCUUUAACACAUUGAGGGGCAACCCAAGGGUGUAUUUUAAGUCCCUCUUUGUAUAACGUGUAAAAUAGUCACAAUAUCGUGUCUACGAAUGUGUAUAUUGAUUUUAUUUAUUACUAGUUAAGGUUUAAUUUAUUUCGUAACUUAUUCUGCGACCCUUUGUAAGGGAUGAACGAAAUCUUGUUGUUGUUAUCCAAAAAGUGUUCCAAGUUUGUAUGAUUCCUCGUGUAUGUUAUUAGUAUACUAUAUUAGUAUUUUUUUUCACACCCUAUACGGUAUCCGUAUUUGUGUAUUUUGGUUAAAAAAACUCUUUAGUUUCUACUUGUUAUGUGUUUAACUGUUUUAAGUAUGUUUUUAUAC